Molecule: messenger RNA, 2469 nt
Organism: Mercurialis annua (annual mercury)
Lineage: Eukaryota; Viridiplantae; Streptophyta; Magnoliopsida; Malpighiales; Euphorbiaceae
Exons: 2
Coding region: 41-2125 (694 amino acids)
Biological process (GO): DNA integration
Molecular function (GO): nucleic acid binding
Source: RefSeq, a predicted model, not a curated record
GUUUGGUUUACGUAAUGCUGGUGCAACAUAUCAGAGGGCUAUGAAUGCCAUCUUCCACGACCUCUUAGGUAAAACUAUGGAGGUUUAUAUUGAUGAUGUUGUUGUAAAAUCAAAACUAAUGAAAGAUCAUUUGAAAAAUCUAGAGGAAGCAUUUAGGAGGAUGAGAGUUCACUGUUUAAAACUCAAUCCUCUGAAAUGCGCCUUUGGUGUAAAAGCUGGAAAUUUUUUGGGGUUUUUGGUCCAUGAAAGAGGCAUUGAAGUGGACCAAAACAAAACCAAAGCUAUUCGAGAAGCUAAACCGCCUAGAAAUAAAACAGAACUUCAGAGGUUUCUUGGGCAGGUUAAUUACUUAAGGAGAUUUAUAUCUAAUCUUGCAGGAAAAACAAAAGUGUUCUCAGAACUGUUGAAAUUAAAAAAGGAGGAUGUCUUCAGAUGGGAAACCAUCCAUCAAGAGGCUUUUGAUGAAAUUAAAGAUUAUCUAAUGAAGCCUCCUGUAUUGAUGCCUCCCAAAAAGGGUAUACCUCUGAGGUUGUACAUUUCAGCAGCCGAAGGUUCAAUUGGGUGUCUGCUAGCCCAGAGCAACCAAGAUGGACAUGAACAGGCUAUUUAUUAUUUGAGCCGUUCGAUGACAUCUACAGAGUUAAUAGAGAGUUUUGAAGAGGUUGAAUUAGUACAUGUUCCUAGAGAGGAAAAUUGGGAGGCCGAUGAAUUAUCACAGCUAGCAUCUGGCCUACGUCUGUCGGAGGAGUUAACUCACCGACUAGUAAUGGUACAAAGAAAAACUCACCCUUCAAUUUUUAAAAGAGGAGUACAACUAGAUAUUUUCAAUAUUGAUGAUAACUUAGUACAGGAUUGGAGGAGAGACAUUAAAAAGUACCUGGAGAAUCCUAGCAAGAAGAUGAUGUAUAAAGUAAGAGUGAGAGCUGUUAACUACGUGCUCAUAGAAGAUGUUUUAUACAGAAGAGGAUUCGACAACCUAUUGCUAAGAUGCCUUGGAACUACAGAGGCACUAGAGGUCAUGAAACAAACUCAUGAAGGAGUUUGUGGAGCACAUCAAUCCGGAGUGAAAAUGAGAUGGCUGAUCCGAAGACAUGGUUACUUCUGGCCAUCAAUCCUAAAAGAUUGCAUGACUUUUGCAAAGGGUUGUCAAUCGUGCCAAAGGUAUGGAAACAUACAAAGACUUCCAGCUGCUGAGUUGAAGUCUGUCAUCAAACCAUGGCCAUUCAGAGGUUGGGCCAUAGAUUUGAUAGGUAAAAUAUAUCCUCCAUCUUCUAAAAAUCACAGUUUCAUAAUUGUAGCUACUGAUUACUUUACCAAAUGGGUAGUCGCUAAGCCAUUGGUAAAGACAGAGCAAAAAGAUGUUAUUAAAUUUAUUAAAGAGGAAAUUAUUCAUCAAUUUGGAAUUCCACAAUCAGUAACUACUGACCAGGGCACAAUGUUCACUGGUAAGGAGAUGCAAGAAUUUGCCACUGAUUAUGGAAUAAAAUUAUUGACCUCUACACCUUAUUAUGCUCAGGCCAAUGGCCAAGCUGAAUCUUCUAAUAAAAUUAUCAUCAACAUAGUUCAAAAAAUGUUGGAAGAAAAUCCAAAGGAUUGGCAUCGGAUUUUAUCAGAAGCACUCUGGGCAUAUCGCACCUCUAGGCGAAAUGCUACAGGAGUAAGUCCAUUUAUGCUAACCUAUGGUCAUGAUGCAGUGUUACCCAUGGAGGUGGUGGUGAGGUCAUUGAGAGUAGCUAAGCAGAAUCAUUUGACUCCAGAAGAUUACAAUGAAACCAUGAUGAUGGAGUUAGAAAAUCUAGAAGAAGGGAGACUUCAGGCUUUAAACAAUAUGAUAAUACAGAAGAAAAAAGUCUCCAGAAGCUACAACAAGAAAGUUAGACCUAAGACAUUUCAAGAAGAUGAGCUAGUAUGGAAGUUGAUCUUACCCCCUGGUACUAAAGAUAGAGAAUAUGGGAAAUGGUCUACUAAUUGGGAAGGGCCAUUCUUAGUCCACAAGGUGAUGAAGGGGAAUGCGUACUGGCUAUCAAGUUUAGAGGGUGAGCCUCAUAGAAAAUUUAUUAAUGGAAAGUACUUGAAGAAAUACACUCCCACCAUCUGGGAGAAAUACAACUUAGAAAUGACUUAAUGGCUUUUAGCCAUACAUGUACUGCAGAUUAUGUAACUUGUUUUAGCAAUAUCAGUACAUGAGUCGGAACAUUGUGGCUUUUUAGCCGAGUGUAUUAUCAGAUUUUUAGUAGUUUGGCUAUUUUGGCUAAACCUGUACUUUUUCAUUAACUUAUGGAUUUUGGCACAAGAUGUAAUGUAAUGGCUUUUAGCCAUUUUUGAUAAUUAAAAUUCUAAAUUUGGCUACUUUAGCUAAAUUGGUGAGGCUAUAAUUAAUCGACUAUAGAAAAUUAAUUCCAGAAGUUGGUUCUAGAAGUCGACUCCUAAAAGUUGAUUCCUAGAAGUUCUAGAAGCUGACUUCUAAAA